Suillus plorans is the source of this 1035-nucleotide messenger RNA. RefSeq names its product Clavaminate synthase-like protein. The record is from RefSeq and is a predicted model, not a curated record. The transcript has 8 exons. Lineage: Eukaryota; Fungi; Basidiomycota; Agaricomycetes; Boletales; Suillaceae. The coding region runs from base 1 to 1035 and encodes 344 amino acids.
AUGUCUACAGACGUCGUGUCGAUCUCUUACCAAACACUUGUAUCUUCACCCUCGUCCCUAGAGACAUCUAUCGAGGAGGCGUUUGGAUCGCAUCCUCAGGCUCUCGGGCUUAUACUUGUGAAAGAUCUUCCGCCUGUCUACCCUGUCUACAGAGAAAGAUUGCUCAAGCUUGCAUACAAAUUCGCUCAUCUGGACGAGGACGUAAGAGAGAGAUAUGUGGACCCUGGGAGUAUAUACAGCUACGGAUGGUCGCACGGGAAAGAAAUCAUGAAUGGACGACCAGAUACGCUGAAAGGAUCAUACUACGCUAACCCAGUAGUAGAUGUUCCCGACGUCAACCCCGCUGUAAAAGCUGCGUAUCCGCCAAUCUACGGCGACAACGUUUGGCCCGACAAGAACCAAAGCGGUAUAGAUGGUUUUGAAGAAGCCUUCAAGAAUCUGGGAGGGUUCGUUUUCAAUGUUGGGUGUCAACUCGCGGGCGCCUGCCAGCCCUUUGUCUCCAAAUAUUUGACAGACGUGUCUUUAUCCGUUCCAGAACUCAUCAGCACACAAACCGCUAAAGCUCGCCUUCUGCACUACUUCCCUCCUUCAGAAAAUAGCCCUACCACUGAGGAUGAACCCAUCGAUAGCUGGUGCGGCUUUCAUAAAGAUCAUUCACUCCUGACAGGGUUGUGUUCAGCUAUAUUCCUUCGUGAAGAAGCAGGAUUGGAGCCUACUAUUGUUCCUUCACCUUCUCCGACGUCCGGCUUGUAUAUCAGAACCCGAGGUGGAGAUCUGACAAAGGUUUCAAUUCCUCCAGACUGCCUUGCCUUCCAAACCGGCGAGGCCCUGGAGCUAGUCACUGCUGGAAAGUUACGGGCGACACCUCAUUGUGUGCGGGUUGGGCAAACACAAGUUGGAGCAAAGAUAUCGCGAGAGACGUUUGCUCUCUUCAUGCAGCCCGAUACCCACCAACGUAUCUCUGAAAGUGAUACCUUCGGGUCAUUUAGCAAGAAGGUGCUGGAGGAACACUAUGAAGAAGCCAGGGUAAUAUGA